AUGGACAAAUUGGCAAAUAGCGAGAAUCAGGACAGCCAGGAAACACCUGAUCCAGUUCUCGCACAAGCCGUGCAGGCCUACAUGCAAAUGAUGUCGGAGAAUCGUGCUAACUAUGCGUCCGCUGAAAAACACAACCGUGUCUAUUCCACAUCCACACGAUAUUGUCGAAUCCAAUUGCCCAGUUCCUUAUCGGGUUCAAUAUCCUCGGACGAUCAAGAUCCACGCUAUCUGUGGGGCGAUAGCUCAGACGACGAAGAUGAGGCCGAUGUAAGCAGCCUUGCUCGUGGGUCGUUGGGUGCAUCUAGUCUGUCCGAACUGGACUCCCGAUUGCAACCGGUCGACGCGUGCACUGAAUCGAUUGGACAGGAGACCGCGGAAAAUGGUCGCAUUGUUCGUUUACGGGAUUUGGGAGCGCAUCACCCGAGCCCCGGUGAUGUGACGAACGGCACGACCGGUCUGGAUCCGACCGAGUCAACUGACAACGGUCUAGGUGGCCAAUCGAUAUUGCAAUCGUCAGAUUCGGCUGUGAUGACGCCGUUCCCGACUGCAUCCGGUAAAAUCUGUGAUGCCAAUACGGACAUGUGGAAUCCUCCACAUCAUUGGAGCCAAACACCGUCCACCACUGCACCGCCCGAGAGUCUCGUGACGGUCCCACUUAUCUGA
Echinostoma caproni is the source of this 663-nucleotide messenger RNA. Lineage: Eukaryota; Metazoa; Platyhelminthes; Trematoda; Plagiorchiida; Echinostomatidae. The record is from the annotation of a GenBank genome assembly.